Molecule: messenger RNA, 414 nt
Organism: Paramecium tetraurelia
Lineage: Eukaryota; Ciliophora; Oligohymenophorea; Peniculida; Parameciidae
Exons: 3
Biological process (GO): cytoplasmic translation
Cellular component (GO): ribosome; cytosolic large ribosomal subunit
Molecular function (GO): structural constituent of ribosome
Source: RefSeq, a predicted model, not a curated record
AUGGGCAAAAAGGAAAAAGGAAAGCCAAAUCAAUUGGGUGAAGUCAGCAGAGAUUAUACUAUUAAUCUUCAUAAAGCUGUUCACAAGGAGACAUUCAAGAGAAAGGCUCCACGUGCAGUCAGUCAUAUAGUCAGAUUUGCUCAAAAGAAUAUGUUGACAGAGGAUGUCAGAGUUGAUCCAUAAUUGAAUGAAGCAGUAUGGGCUAGAGGAAUUAGAAAUUUACCAAGAAGAAUCAGAGUUAGACUUUAAAGAAAGAAGAAGGAAGAAGAUGAUGGAAAAGGAAAGUACUAUACUCUUGCUUAGUACGUGCCAGUUGAUUCAUUUGAUAACCUCAAGACAGAAAUCACAAAAGCAUAAUGAUUCCAAUAUUGUACAAUACAAUAUAUAAAUACAUUAUUUUAUUUUUAAUUAAAA